AUACAAACCACUGGCAGCGCAAACCUCAUAGUUUAAACCUCAUAGUAGGAGCAGCUGCCAAGAGGAGGAACUGAUUAAUUGUUCAUUCGUGUGUCUGCUGCUGUUGCUCGGUGAGACCUACCUGCCUGAUUCAGGAAGGUGAAUAUGAAGAGGAAAGCCAUCGGUCUUACCCCUAUACCAGGGGAAAAUGCAGAACUCAAGAAUCAAGAUGGAGAUGAGAAGAAAAAAGAAAAAACGUCAGUUCCAUUUUACAAGCUGUUUCAGUUUGCCACCAAAAAAGACAUCGCAAUGAUGAUUGUGGGGAGUUUGUGUGCCGUCCUACAUGGUGCAGCCGCUCCUCUCAUGUUAGUGGUGUUAGGCGCGCUGGCGGACACAUUUGUGGCUUAUGGUAAUGAAUUGAAUGUACUCAGAGACUCAAACAAAGAAUGCAGAAACAACACCAUUUAUUGGAUAAAUGGCUCUAUGGUCUAUGAACUAGACAGAAACAGUACUGUCCACUGUGGGUUGAACAUUGAGGCAGAUAUGGGCAAAUUUGCAGUUUAUUAUGUAAUAUGUGGGAUACUUGUGCAGAUUCUCACUUAUGGUCAGGUUAUCUUGUGGUCGUCAGCAGCUGCAAGACAGAUUGACUUUAUCCGAAAGGUGUAUUUCCGAAAAGUUUUGCAAAUGGAGAUUGGGUGGUUUGACUUAAACUCUGUUGGCGUACUAAACGCAAGGAUUUCGGAAGACAUUAACAAGAUGAACAAUGCCAUGGGCAACCAGGUGUCCCUCUUCAUUCAGAGGAUGAGCGUAUUUGUGUGUGGCUUUUUGGUUGGAUUCAUUGGCGGGUGGAAGCUGACUUUGGUGAUGGUAGCCGUGAGCCCAUUAAUUGUUCUAGGCAUUGGAUUGCUAUCUGUGGCUAUGUCUAUGCUGAUUGAUAAGGAAAUGAAAGCCUAUGCAAAGGCAGGGGCUGUGGCUAAUGAGGUUCUGUCUACUGUCCGAACAAUAGCAGCAUUUGGUGGUGAAGAAAAAGCAAGUGAAAGGUACGACAGGAACCUUGCAGAUGCUCAGACCUGGGGGGUGAGAAAGGGCAUAAUCAUAGCAUCUUUCAAUGGAUACUUAUGGAUCAUCAUUUUUUUUUGCUAUGCUCUGGCCUUGUGGUAUGGAUCUAAAUUGGUUAUUGACACCGGGGAGCUGUCUCCUGGUACCCUUCUUCAGGUAUUUUUUGGUGUACUCAAUGCAGCUAUUAACCUGGGUGAAGGCAUAUCUUACCUGGAGGGUUUUGCUGCUGGUUGUACAGCUGCAAAGGUCAUCUUUGACACAAUUCAUCGGGAACCAGAAAUAGAUUGUUUCUCAGAAGAAGGUCACAAAUUAGACAAAGUAAAAGGUGACAUUGAAUUCCAUAAUGUCACUUUCCAUUUCCCAUCCCGGCCUAAUGUCAAGAUUAUAAAUGAUCUGAGCAUGCAGGUCAAAUCAGGAGAAACCACUGCUUUUGUUGGACCAAGUGGCUCUGGGAAAAGCACCAUAAUCCAGCUCAUCCAGAGAUUUUAUGACCCAGAUGAAGGAAUGGUGACUUUGGAUGGCCAUGACAUCCGCACUUUAAACAUAGGGUGGCUCCGUUCAAUCAUUGGUAUUGUAGAGCAGGAGCCGGUGCUGUUUGCUACAACCAUAGCUGAAAAUAUUAGGUAUGGUCGACCUGGAGUUACCAUGGAGGAAAUUAUCCAGGCAACGAAAAACGCUAAUGCCUAUAAUUUCAUUAUGGAACUGCCACAGAAGUUUAAUACCUUGGUGGGUAAAGGUGGAGGCCAGAUGAGUGGAGGACAGAAGCAGAGGAUUGCUAUAGCUCGAGCUCUGAUCAGAAACCCCAAGAUCCUUCUGCUUGAUAUGGCUACAUCUGCCUUAGACAACGAGAGUGAAGCUGUUGUCCAGGAAGCACUAAAUAAGGUGCAAAUGGGCAGAACAACAAUUUCUAUAUCCCACCGUCUUUCCACAAUUAAAACAGCAGAUGUGAUCAUUGGUUUUGAGCAUGGGCAGGCUGUGGAAAGGGGAACACACACUGAACUCUUGGAAAGAACAGGUGUUUACUACACCAUGGCCACCCUGCAGAGCAAAGGCACUAUGAGCAAAGUUCAUGAUGAAGUCAAACUAGUCCCUAAAGAGAGCUUUGAAAUGAAAACGAGGAGUAGGAGCCAUAGAUCCAGAAAAGGGUCUGUGCGGCUGCGAUCUCUAAGCUCACUGUCAACUGAUUUUGUCCCUGAUGUGAUAUCUGGGAACCUUGACGGCUUCUCAUAUCAGGAGCUUACAUCAGAAAAUGAUGUUUUAAACGAUGCAGAUGAAGUAGAGAAGCCUGCCUCAGUAGCACGAAUCUUUAAGUAUAACCGACCAGAGUGGCUCUACUUACUGGUGGGCUCACUGGGAGCUGCAAUUAAUGGUGGUAUCACCCCCAUUUAUUCGAUGUUGUUCAUUGAAAUUACUGGUACUUUUGUAAUCCCUGACGUGAAUGAACAAAGGCAUCAAAUCAACAACAUAUGUAUUUGCCUUUGCCUUGUGGGUGUGGUUAUACUCAUCACUCAGCUAAUGCAGAGAGUCUCUUUUUCGAAGUCUGGAGGAAUACUGACCCGCCGCCUGAGGAAAAUGGGCUUUCAGGCCAUGUUGAGACAGGAGAUUGGAUGGUUUGAUGAUCCCAAAAAUAGCACAGGAGUUCUGACCACCAGAUUGGCUAACGAUGCAACCAUGAUCCAGAUGGCAACAGGCUCUCAGGUUGGCAUGGUACUGGACUCGAUCACCAACAUUGGAGUAUCGUUAAUUUUUUCGUUUUACUUCACCUGGAAGUUGACUUUGGUACUUCUGUGCUUCCUGCCGCUUAUCGCAUUAGGUGGGGUAUUACAAGCUAAAUUAUUGACACGUUUUUCAAAAAGGGAUAAAGAGACCAUGGAAGAACUAGGGCAGGUAUCAUGUGAAGCUUUUGCUAACAUCAGAACUGUUGCAGGCUUGGGCAAUGAGAGAUUCUUUAUAGAGUUAUUUGAGCAGCAACUUAUACUUCCAUUUCAAACUGCCAUGAAGAGGGGCCAUAUCUUUGGCUUCUGUUAUGGUUUUUCUGAGAUGGUUGUGCAAUUGGCAAAUGCCGCUGUAUUUGGAUACGGAGGCUAUCUGGUGUACAGAGAGCAUUUACACUUCAUAAUAGUUUUCAGAGUGAUUACAUGCAUACUGACUAGUGGGACAGCAAUGACCAGAGCAAUAACCCUCAGUCCAGAUUACAUCAAAGCCAAAGUUGCUGCUGCUCAGCUCUUCAAAGUAGUGGACAGAAUUCCAAAAAUCAGCAUCAGACCUGAAGAUGGAGAGAAAUGGGAAAAUUUCAGCGGUGGAAUUGAGUUCCAAAAUUGCAUGUUUACCUAUCCAACACGGCCAGAUACCCAAGUGUUGAAUGGCCUGACUGCGUCUGUGAAGCCUGGUCAGACUUUGGCAUUUGUUGGAUGCAGUGGUUGUGGUAAAAGCACCAGUAUUCAACUCAUGGAAAGGUUUUAUGACCCAGACAUGGGCCAAGUGUUGAUUGAUGGUCGCCCUUCUCAAGAUAUCAAUGUGCCCUUCUUAAGAGCUCAGAUUGGCAUAGUGUCCCAAGAGCCAGUGCUGUUUGACUGCAGUGUGGCUGAGAACAUACAAUAUGGUGAUAACACACGCGUUGUGAGCAUGGAAGAAGUUGUAGAAGCUGCUAAGAAAGCUUACCUUCAUGACUUUGUGAUGGCGUUACCAAAUACAUAUGAAACUCAAGUCGGUGCUCUGGGCUCCCAACUGUCCAGAGGAGAAAAACAACGUAUUGCCAUUGCCCGAGCCCUUGUCAGGAACCCCAAGAUUCUGCUCUUAGACGAGGCUACCUCUGCCCUGGACACAGAGAGUGAAAAGGUUGUUCAGUCUGCUUUGGAUAAGGCAAGAAAAGGACGAACCUGCAUCGUUAUCGCUCAUCGAUUGUCAACUAUCCAGAAUGCUGACUUGAUUGCUGUGAUGUCUAAAGGAGUUAUUAUAGAACAAGGCCCACAUGAGCAACUCAUGGCUGAGAGGGGCGCCUAUUAUAAACUGGUCACAACAGGGGCUCCUAUCAGCUAGGAGCCUGCAGCUUCGUUUGAAGAGCAUAUGAUGAAAACAAAUUUUUUUUUGCAUGCCAUUACUGUAUUGUCAUGUUGAACUAUUGCUUUUAAAGAGUCUUAUGGGAAUGGAUUUGGAAUGGAUCAAAUAUGUGUUAUUUAUUUGAUUUACCUUUUUAAAUGAAAAUGUGGUGUUUUCCCUAGCUUUCAUUCAAAGUCAGUAAAAGAAAUGUCUGAAUAUAUUUAGCAGUUAAUGUAGUUUUGUAAUAACUAAAACUACAUAACUAUGCCCACUAAUGUUUAUGUUUUUGUAUUAUUGUAAUGUUUUAUACCUAAAAAUAAUGUACAGACAAAACAUAUUUAAAACACAUGGCUCAGGAUUUUUCAAGAACUAUUGCUUUGUGAGAGAGGUGAGUUUUCUACAUUUUUUAAGAACAACUGUGCUAAAAAGAGUUUUGCUCUAAAAAAAGUAAUAGAACAUCAUAUAGCUCUGUGAUAUGUGAUACUGUGAUAUGUGAUACUGUAAACUCAGUGCAAAGUUUCUAGACUAAUCACGGUCCAAGGAAAUUCAGUCGUGACACCUGUUUUGUAUUUAAUAUUUCAUUAUUGCAUGAACGUGUAUGCCGUUUUUCUCUUUUAUUCUCUUUUUUUUUUUUUUUACCACCUGAGGCUAUUAUACACUAUACUAUUCUACUCUUUGUGUAACGUGCUGGUCUGAUUUGUCGGCAGUAGUCGGUACCAGAAGAAUGCUGACCUGCCACCUGAGGAAAAUGUAUAUAUAUGUAUGUAUAUAUGUUUAUAUAUCUAUGGUCGGUACAGUGUAUAAAUAAAUAAAGCUUUCUUGAUCGCUGCAA
Molecule: messenger RNA, 4909 nt
Organism: Solea solea (common sole)
Lineage: Eukaryota; Metazoa; Chordata; Actinopteri; Pleuronectiformes; Soleidae
Product: bile salt export pump-like
Exons: 28
Coding region: 145-4077 (1310 amino acids)
Biological process (GO): transmembrane transport
Cellular component (GO): membrane
Molecular function (GO): ABC-type transporter activity; ATP hydrolysis activity; ATP binding
Source: RefSeq, a predicted model, not a curated record